UUACGACUUCUUUCUUCGCCACGGUGGCGAAAACGUUGAAAGGCAAUUGUCAGAUACAGUUAAACUGGCUCUCGUCCGUCUCUUUCCGUCGUCCGUCGUCUAACUCUGCAUUUCAAGGUCCCGCGAAGGGCUAAAAUUAAUUCUUGUGCAAAACCCAGAAAUGUUUACGGGGCUUAGCCAUUUAUCCAGCAGCUGAAAUCUAUAUCUUUGUGUUUUUUUUCCUCUCAGAGCUGUGGCUUUGUAGGAGUAUCUAUUUAUUCUAGACGCUGUUGCUAGCAGCUCUGAUGACCAAUGCCUGUAUCACUAGAUUCAAUAGCUUUCACAAGGCAACGGUGGCAAUCCCUCGAAGAAGAAAGUUUGGAAUUGUUUUUCUUAGAUCAUUUUGCACGUGUGCAUCAGCAUGUCUCUCUCAGAGUGUCCCCCUUUUUCAUCACCCUUCAUUAUUCUUGACUGCACACCUCAAGGCCUCAGAUGCUCCACAGCGUUCUGAUGAAUGGUUUGCACUUCGCAAGGACAAGUUAACUACAAGCACAUUCAGCACUGCUCUGGGAUUCUGGAAAGGGAAUCGUCGGUACGAGCUCUGGUAUGAGAAAGUGUUUUCACCAGAUGAGCAACUAGUGGAAGCUUCUAGAAGGUAUGCCAUGGACUGGGGUGUUCUGAACGAAGCAGCAGCUAUAGAGCGCUACAGAAGCAUCACUGGUCGUGAUGUUAGCUCCCUUGGUUUCGCUAUCCAUUCAGAGGAGCGCUUUGAAUGGAUUGGUGCCUCCCCAGAUGGACUUCUCGGUCACUUCCCAGGAGGUGGGAUUUUGGAAGUGAAGUGCCCGUAUAAUAAAGGAAAGCCAGAGACAUGUCUGCCUUGGAAAAGAAUGCCCUACUAUUACAUGCCUCAAGUGCAGGGUCAAAUGGAGGUAAUGGAUAGGGAGUGGGUUGAUUUGUAUUGUUGGACUCCUAAUGGGAGCACAGUAUUUCGGGUAUGCAGAGAUCGUAAGUAUUGGGAAUUGAUACAUGGCAUCUUAUGGGAAUUUUGGUGGGGAAAUGUGGUUCCAGCAAGGGAAGCUCUUUCAUUGGGAAGGGAGGAGGAAGCCAUGUCACACAAGCCAACACCAACGCAUAGACAAACAGGUCUUGUAAUUAGUAGAAGCUUGAAGUUGGCUGGUGAGGUGAAGUUGUUGUGCAGGGAAAUAGGAGGCCAUGUUGAGUUUUAUCGAUGAUGGGCUUUUGUGUUAUGCAAAAAUGAUUAACAUCUUCAUGAGGAUAGUUGUCCCUUAAUAUGGCACCUCAAUUGGUAACUUAAUUGUAUAUCAAGGUUAUAAAAUAUGGUGUAAUAGUAGGUGACACUUGAUUUGCCAGAGUACCAUGUAA
Molecule: messenger RNA, 1362 nt
Organism: Coffea eugenioides
Lineage: Eukaryota; Viridiplantae; Streptophyta; Magnoliopsida; Gentianales; Rubiaceae
Exons: 2
Coding region: 285-1211 (308 amino acids)
Source: RefSeq, a predicted model, not a curated record